CCCAGUAGUUGAGAGGCUGGAAUAAACAAUGGCAUCAUACGUUUUGAAGAUAAUAUCGAUGACUCUUGGGAUCUUCUUCAUCUUUAUAGGCACAUUGAAGCUUACCCCCUCUGUCAACAAAGAAUUGCACAAGGAAAUGAGGAAAAUGUACAUAAGAAAUGCCAAAGUUUUCCCUCUUGUAACAUGGACUAAGUGGAAACCAAACUCACACAUGUAUAGGAAAGUGAUUGGUGGAUCUGAGGUGGUGUGUGGUGCUAUUUUAGCUUUUAUACCAGGUCCCCUGAAAGAGGCAGCCAAUGUACUGAUGAUACUGAUAGCCAGCCUGGAUAUAUACUCCCACUAUGCCCUGGACGAAGGCCUCGAUAAGAUGAGUCUAUCUGUGGUCUUCUUCCUCCUCCUCAUGUGUCGUCUCAUUAUCCAUCUCCAGAUGAAGGCUCGGGAGGACGAAGAAGCUGCUCAACGUGCUCAAGCCUACGAACGAGAACAAGCUCCACCUACGUGUCAAGGACACACCCAUAAUGUUCACCCAAAUGCUGGGGCUGGAUUUUCUGCUGUUGACAAAAAGAAUCAGUAGUAGAGGCCAAGUAUAAAGAUGGUAACUGAUAGAGAGAGAGUCAAGGGGAAUAACAAAGUUAAAAAUGAUGGAUAGUCUUUCAAGGACAGUAACUCUGUGUGGGAGCAACAGAAUCUACAAGGAAGAAAGAAAUAGCGUAAUUUAUUUUGAAUACCUGAUGUGAGGUAUUUGAGAUAACUGGAGACAUUUUGAGAUUUUUACGCGAGUGGUUUUGGUCAUUUUGAAAUCCAUUUGAUUGUUGUUUGACUUUGUAAGUGUACUAUGAUGUAUGUCCCAUUAUUUUUUUUUUUUAAAUUUUUAUUUUAAUAAGCUUUUGAGUAGUUUUACAAAAAGACUCUCUUGGGCAUUAAUGCAAUUAUUUGAUCUCUUUUUUUUCUUUAUCAAGUAUAUUUGCAGUCACUGUAUUUACAGUUUUCAUAAAACUGUAUUUCAUUCUGGUGCAUGAAUGUGAGGUUUUGUCACAAUCAAAAAUUCAAAAAUACAUACAUGUCUUAUUUCAAACAAUCUUGUUAUUUUGCUAGAUAAAACAGACAAAAUGGUAAUGUUUAAACAUUCUCUUAUAAGUUCCAGAAUCAGUAAUCAUAGUAACAUUACAAGGUUUUGUACAGCCCAGCAUCAUUUUUUAAGCACUUCCCAGCUUAUCUAAGGCAAUUUUUCAAGCACUUUUGGACAAUACAAUUAUACAAGCAAAAGCAUGCUUAAUGAUUAAACAUUCAUGCUUAACAUGCAAUUUUAAGCACUCUUCAAGGACUGGAUCAAAAUUCAAGCACUUUCCAUGGUCUGUGUGAACCCUGCAUUAUAAAUAUAAUUUGCCCAAACAUGUACUUGUUUGGGGCUUAUUUUCUUAAGGCAACAUGAUGUUAUUCACUUGGUUGCCUCUGAAGAUGAAAUUUUUAACUCCAAAUAUUGUUCAACAUGAUGCAAGGAAUGGUUUGGUUAAAUUUUAUGUUAUAUUAGAAUUUACCAAAGUUUGCUGAAGACAGAUUUUUUUUCUCUUAUAGUUCAUCAUAAACGUAACCCUUGAAGCACCCCUGAACCCACUACUUCUGAUCUGGAACACAGUCCCCUCAUCUUUUUUAUCUGCAUCUCCACAUUUAAGAAACUGAAGAUUUACGUUUUUAAAAUGUUUCAGCAAGAGUUUCAUGAGUCCAUUGAUCAACACAUACAUGUAUUUCAGUUGAUUACCUGGAUAUUCAGUUCUGCAAUAUCAUUCAGGUUGUGAAGACAAAUUCAAAGUAAAACGUAUGUACAUGAAAUUUCUCUCUUUAUUGCUUGGUGCACAAUUUCAGCUUGUUACAAUGAUUACUAUGGAGUUGAAUUCAUUUUAU
Molecule: messenger RNA, 1902 nt
Organism: Saccostrea echinata
Lineage: Eukaryota; Metazoa; Mollusca; Bivalvia; Ostreida; Ostreidae
Product: novel acetylcholine receptor chaperone-like
Exons: 3
Coding region: 29-574 (181 amino acids)
Biological process (GO): chaperone-mediated protein complex assembly; positive regulation of protein localization to cell surface
Cellular component (GO): endoplasmic reticulum
Source: RefSeq, a predicted model, not a curated record